AUGCACCGGCGGGCAAUCCUGGAGCUCUCCCGGCGUCAUGGGGUCGAAUAUGCUGCCAGACCCCGACCAGUUUUCUCUCCCGUACUAACAACACGGCGGAGCUUCCGUACGUCACUCGUGACCUUCAACUCCCCCGAGACGUCGCCGGACCCAACUAUCUCGAACAAUGAGGCCGACUCGAACUCGCCUAAGCCCAAAUUCGGCGCUCGCUGGGGCAGCAAGCUCGCGCAAAAACCCGCAGCGUUGAGUCCUGCGGAACAGGCGCUGCGGGAUGCCUUAGUAGCGAAGAAAACUAGCGACGGCUCCAAACCCACGUCGAAAUCCGAUUCGCGUGGGCAAAAUGCACCCUCGCGUCCACAGCAGAAACGUCAUCUACCAUCCGCCCAUCCGUUGCGCGACAAGGAAAGCCAAUCGCUUCAGCCGGAUAAGAAGUUCGAGUUGAAUACCAACAAGGUGCCGACACAUCUUCGCAACAGGGACUGGAUAUGCCCGGAUUGUCAGUACCAUUGUUUCGGCAAGCAUAAGAUUUGUCCGUGCUGCAGAGCGGUUCGACCGGAUCUGAACUCGCCGCCGCCGCCCCCGAGACGGUCACACAAGAAGCAUGAAAGUCGACACCACAGCCCUCAACAUGCGGAGGAAACCAUCAAAAUCAGGAAACUGGGCAAAACGAUGCUUUCUGAGUUGCAGGAUGAGUCCGUGGAGUCCCGGGGGCUGAGUCGGAGGGACAAUGCUCUCCGCCAACAUAUGGCGAGCAAAGGACAGUAUGCCGGGCCCCGCAUUGUCUAUGAUGUCGAGGCUGAGGCCGAACGGGUCGAGGCUGAGGAGGCGGCACGAGAAGCAGAAAAGCGCCGUCGUCUACACCAACACCCCAAAUCCAAAGCUAAGCAGACCGAAGAGACCGCAGACCCAUGGACCUGGGAUUCGUCUUCACUCGACGCAAUGAAGUUUUCCGAAGAGAGCGCACAGCAAAAAAAGCUGUCAAAGCGUCGAGAGAACCGCAAACGGAAUGAAGAAGAGGAGGAAGAUGAAGAGGCGGAGGAGCGUCGGCGUCGCCGAGAGGAGCGGAAACGGCAGAAGAAAGAGAAAUCACGACGAAAAGAGGUCGAAGUGGACUCAGCCCCGAUCCCACUGUACCUGCCAGAGUUCAUCAGUGUUAGCAAUCUUGCCGACGUGAUUGGAGUGCGCCCUGCGCAAUUCGUCCAACGUAUGGAGGAGAUGGGAUUCGAAGAUGUCACAUACAACCAUAUUCUCGACGCCGAGACCGCGGGGCUAGUCGCGACAGAGUUCAACUUCGAGCCCAUCUUUGAAACGGGUGCGGACGACCUGAAAUCGGCCCCUGAGCCCGAGGACAAGUCCAUCUUCCCCCCUCGACCCCCUGUGGUGACUAUCAUGGGACACGUUGAUCAUGGCAAGACGACGAUUCUGGAUUGGUUGCGGAAGUCGUCGGUUGCCGCAGGAGAGCAUGGAGGUAUCACGCAGCAUAUUGGUGCUUUCUCCGUCGCAAUGCCCUCGGGCAAAACAAUCACUUUCUUGGAUACUCCAGGGCACUCGGCUUUCCUGGAAAUGCGCCGUCGUGGUGCUGAUGUCACGGACAUUGUGGUCCUUGUGGUGGCGGCAGACGACAGUGUCAAGCCUCAGACGAUAGAAGCUAUCAAGCAUGCCACCGGAGCCAACGUCCCCAUCAUUGUCGCCAUUAGCAAAAUUGACAAGGAGAAUGUCAACCCCGAAAAGGUCAAGCAGGACCUUUCUGUCCACGGUGUGCAUGUUGAGGACUAUGGAGGUGAUGUACAAGCGAUCGGAGUCAGUGGAAAGACUGGACAGGGCAUGUUGGAACUUGAGGAAGCAAUCGUCACUCUGUCGGAGAUCCUCGAUCACCGUGCAGACACCGGUGGGAGCGCUGAGGGCUGGGUGAUUGAGGGCACAACCAAGAGCUAUGGCCGUGUGGCAACUGCCCUCGUUCGACGAGGUACCCUGCGGCCAGGUGAUAUCGUCGUGGCAGGCACUACAUGGGCCCGGAUCCGCACGCUCCGGAACGAAGCUGGCGUUGCUGUUGACGAGGCUACGCCGGGCAUGCCCGUCGAGAUUGACGGUUGGAGGGAACAACCCUCUGCUGGUUCGGAGAUCCUACAGGCUGUUGAUGAGCAGCAGGCGAAGGAGGUCGUGGAAUAUCGACUGGAGAAAUCCGAGACUCAGAAACUAGGCCAAGAUACGGCCGCUAUUAAUGAAGCUCGACGUGAGGUGCUUGAGAAGCGUCGACAGGAAGACGACUCCGAGGACGGUCAGACUGCCGAUGCUGCACAGGAGACAUCGGGUCCCAAACCGAUCCACUUUAUCAUCAAAGCCGACGUUGGCGGGUCUGCGGAGGCUGUAUUGAAUUCUGUCACCGCAAUCGGUAACAACGAGGUCUUUGCGAAUGUCCUCCGGUCUGGUGUCGGGCCGGUUGGCGAAUUCGACAUUGAGCACGCUGCCACAGCCAACGGUCACAUCAUCUCCUUCAACAUGCCGAUUGAUCCGGCAAUGCACCGCAUGGCUGAAAACCGCGGGGUCAAGAUUAUGGACCACAACAUUAUCUACAAACUCAUUGACGAUGUCAAGGCAACCUUGAGUGAGCACCUCGCUCCCCUGGUCUCCCAACGCGUCACUGGAGAGGCGGAGAUUGGCCAGAUUUUCGAAAUCACACUCAAGGGAAGAGAGAAGACUGCGAUCGCUGGAUGUAGGGUUCGCAACGGGGUAAUCAACCGGACUAAGAAGGUUCGGGUGCUGAGAGGACAGGAGACCAUCUUCGACGGUUCGAUGUCUUCCCUCAAAAACGUCAAGAAGGACGUGACCGAAAUGCGCAAAGACACCGAGUGUGGUAUCGCCUUUGAGAACUGGACCGACUUUGCUGUUGGAGACCAUAUCCAGUGCUACGAGGAGAUCCACGAGAAACGAUACCUGUGA
This is a messenger RNA of Aspergillus terreus NIH2624, 2940 nucleotides long. Its product is annotated as translation initiation factor 2. Lineage: Eukaryota; Fungi; Ascomycota; Eurotiomycetes; Eurotiales; Aspergillaceae. The record is from RefSeq and is a predicted model, not a curated record. Gene Ontology annotation, biological process: translational initiation. The coding region runs from base 1 to 2940 and encodes 979 amino acids. The transcript has 3 exons. Gene Ontology annotation, molecular function: GTP binding; GTPase activity; translation initiation factor activity.